AGCGGAGACGGAUUUAUAGUUUUACAGUCAUUUGUUAAAAGUGUGGGACUGAUAAAGCGGAGAUGGGCCAAGCUCAAAGUGCUGUAGCUGCGGCUGCCGCCAUUAACGAUCAAGCUCGAACCCAGCCUUCCUCUUCUUUCGCUUCCAUGGAUUCUAUUAUUGCAGAAGCUGCGGCAUAUGGCAGCGAUGAGAAUCUGUCUCUUGAUGCGCAGGCGCAGAAAGCAUUAGAUUGCCCUUGUGUAGCUGAGCUGCGGAAUGGCGCUUGCGGGACUCAAUUUACAGAGGCUUUCCUUUGUUUUCUCAAAAGCACUGCUGAAGAAAAGGGUUCGGAUUGCGUGCAUCCCUUUGUAGCCUUGCAAACCUGCAUCAAAGGUAACCCCGAUGCAUUUCCUAAAAACAUCAUUGAAGAUAAAGAAGUCAAGAAAGAAGAACCAAUCCAAGAAUAUAAAAUCUAUCCUCCUAUAUGGUUCAAGGAAUCUCACAAACCAAAACGAAAACCAAAGCUGUAGGACAACAGUUCAUUCUUAUACAUUUUCAUUGCCUAUGCUAUUUUUGAUUGAUAAUUGUAGCAUUUUAGUUCUUGUUUAUGAAAAGAUUUGUGUCAUCUGUGAAUAGAGAGAGUUAAAGAUGACCAAAUUUGGUUGCUCACUUAGAUCAUUUGAAAAAGGAUCUUUAUUGAAAUAAAAAUCAAACUUUUAUUGCACAAA
Gossypium raimondii (Peruvian cotton) is the source of this 707-nucleotide messenger RNA. RefSeq names its product mitochondrial intermembrane space import and assembly protein 40 homolog. NCBI's taxonomy places the organism in Eukaryota, Viridiplantae, Streptophyta, Magnoliopsida, Malvales, Malvaceae. The record is from RefSeq and is a predicted model, not a curated record. Gene Ontology annotation, molecular function: protein-disulfide reductase activity. The transcript has 4 exons. Gene Ontology annotation, biological process: protein import into mitochondrial intermembrane space. Gene Ontology annotation, cellular component: mitochondrial intermembrane space. The coding region runs from base 63 to 509 and encodes 148 amino acids.